AUGCAGACUGCUUCUACAAACAUUUGUGAAAGAAUGGGUCGUUCUCAGGAGCUCAGUGAAUUCAAGCGUGGUACCGUGAUAGGUUGCCACCUGUGCAAUAAGUCCAUCCGUGAAAUUUCCUUGCUACUAAAUAUUCCACGCUCAACUGUUAGUGGUAUUAUAACAAAGUGGAAGCAACUGGGAACAACAGCAACCCAGCCAUGAAGUGAGCGGGGGUCAGCGCAUGCUGAAGCGCACAGUGCGCAGAAGUUGCUAACUAUUAAGCAGAGUCAAUAGCUAAAGACCUCCAAACUUUGUGUGGCCUUUAGAUAAGCACAACAGUGUGUAGAGAGCUUUAUGAAAUGGGUUUCCAUGGUCAA
Staurois parvus is the source of this 359-nucleotide messenger RNA. Lineage: Eukaryota; Metazoa; Chordata; Amphibia; Anura; Ranidae. The record is from the annotation of a GenBank genome assembly.